UAUACAAUAAUUUCUCCAUACGGUCCACAAAAUUCGAUCACGAGAUGUCAACAAAGUAUUUCAUUUUGUUUGAAUCAAGAAAAACAUUCACGUAACAUGAAUAUGAACCAGCCCAAAUAGCUUUAUUUUUGUAAAGUUGGAGUAUGAGAAGAGACUAAUCUAAAAUGUCAACGGUGUUUUUGCACGUUGGUCAGUGUGGAAACCAAACUGGCCGUACAUUCUGGAAAACGGUGAUCAAAGACCAAAACGUCAAUGACAGUCACUCCUUCGUGGACCACAAUGGCAUCCAGCGCUCUGUACAUGUCGACAGCGAACCUAAGGUCAUCUGGAGUUUGACAAGGUCAAUGAAAGUGAGAGAGAAGAAUGUGUGUGCUGGGAAGCGGGGAAGAGGAUCGAACUGGGCUCUUGGAUACAAGGGUGUUCAGUCUGCAGGUGAUGACCAUCUCACUGAUGAUACCAUGGAGUGUCUCAGGAAAGAAGUGGAAAGGUGUGACCACUACAUGGGAGUGGUGUUGAUGCACAGUCUGAGUGGUGGUACAGGGUCAGGUCUGGGGUCCAGGCUCUCCGAGAUGAUCCGCGAGGAGUACCCGAUGAACUAUUUGAUGUCCUGUGCCAUUGCUCCGUGUGUCAGUGGAGAGAGUCCGCUACAACACUACAACUCUCUCCUCACUCUCUCCCAUCUACACAGGUUCUCAGAUGGAGUUGUCCUCAUGCAGAAUGAUGAGAUUUUACGGAAGCUUCAAAAGAGAAAUGAGAAAAGUGUCUCAUUUAAUGCUAUGAAUCAGAGCAUUGCCAACAACCUGUGUGGGGUGUUCCUGCCUACAGAGUCGCUUACCCCUAGCAGUGGCUGCAGCACAGGCAUGGAACCCUGGGAUAUGGUGCGGACAUUGUGUCCUGUGCCAUCACUCAAGUUUAUUCACAUUCUACAAAACGCAAGAAGCAAGGUGGGUUGGGAUGGACUGGUGACACAAACCCUCCACUCCCUCCAGCGAUACAACGCACAGGGGAAGCCUUUUAAGAGUGUAGCCAAUCUGGUGGUGGGUCGAGGUGACAGCUGUCAGAGUUUCCUGGCAGCCAUGAAGCGAGGGAUUGAGGAUAAGAUCAAGUCCUCCUAUAGCUGUGUGGCCUGGAACCCCAUGCCUGUUGAUUACUGGUCAGCAAGGAGAAAUACCCUUGGACCUCGUGACUCCUCCUCGGUCACCAUUGCUGCCAACUAUGGGUCAGUCGUGGACUAUCUGGAGACAGUUCUAGAGAGGUCAAAGGUCAUGUUUGAGGCAGGCGCCUACCUUCACUGGUAUCAGCGAUACGGUGUAUGCCAGGAAAUAUUUGAAGCUGCAUUUGAAACUUUAAGAUCAGUCAUAGCAGAUUACAAAGCAGCCUUGUCUUGACAGGACAUACAGGCCACUACGCUAGACCGUCACACCUAGACUGUCACACCUAGACCGUCACACCUGCCUUGAAAUACAGGGUUUCUAUACUAUUGGAGGCCGAACACUUGAGUGGAGGAUGUAAAACCGCCCCUGUAUGAUUGGAGUCUCACUGGGAAGGGGGUCAGGGCUUACACUGGGGAGCAUGUGGUCACUCGUGGGGAGAGGGUGCUCAAAGUCAUUAGUGGAUGGUCACAUUGGGGAGAUGGUCACUCUCAAUAGUGGGUGUUUACAGUAGGGAGUGGAUGAGCACAAUGGCACAUUGAUGGAUGCUUUGGAGAAUGGGUGAUCAAAACUGGGAGUGGGUAGGCACAAUGGAAGGUGGAUCUGUACACUAGAGAACAGACGAGGAUGGCCUCUUUGAGAAGUCUUGUGCAUUGUGUCCUGUUGUCUCUCUAGCUCUGCUCAGGUCUACCUCUCAAGUAUCCUCACGCCAUAUUUGCCUUCUUGCAGUCUCAGAGUAAACACCUCCUCAAAGUCCCCAAAGUAUGAUGAAAACCUUACAUGGACGACGAACCUUCUCCUACUUCUGCUGCCGCUGUAGAAUGGAACAAUCCUCCUGAGCAUCUCCGCCUC
Messenger RNA from Haliotis rubra (blacklip abalone), 2003 nucleotides. RefSeq names its product tubulin delta chain-like. The record is from RefSeq and is a predicted model, not a curated record. Gene Ontology annotation, molecular function: structural constituent of cytoskeleton; GTP binding. The coding region runs from base 165 to 1388 and encodes 407 amino acids. Lineage: Eukaryota; Metazoa; Mollusca; Gastropoda; Lepetellida; Haliotidae. Gene Ontology annotation, cellular component: cytoplasm; microtubule. Gene Ontology annotation, biological process: microtubule cytoskeleton organization; mitotic cell cycle. The transcript has 12 exons.